AUGUCGGUGUUAGACUCUUCAGAUAAUCCAAAGAAUCCAAUUCUAGAUUAUAUUGAAAAUCUACCCUUGACCAAAAAGGGCCUUCCAUAUGGCCAACCUGUGGGCGUCCUGAUGUCCCCUUCCCUCACAGAUACAGCCUCAGUCCUACGAGUUGCCGCCGAGAUUGGCCCCCACAUAGCUGUGUUGCAGGUACAAGGGGAUAUCAUGGACGAUUGGUCAGAUGAUACCAUUGAACAGUUAACCUAUUUAGCCAAAAAACAUGGCUUCAUUCUAUGGGAAGGCAGUAAAGUUCUCAACGCAACUGUCAAUUUCAUGGGCCGCGGAAAUGCAGACUGGCAAACACGAAUGACUCUGGCUCAGAAUGUUAAGAAGAGAUACGCCAAUGGCUCCACUAAGAUAGCAACCUGGUCGGGAAUUGCUACCUCAUGGGCACCUGGCGUGAAAUUGGACGCGCAGGAAAAGGAUGUCUUGAUUCCUACGCUUCGCAACGCUGCACGUGAGGUCGUUGCGAAGACCGUCAAGACCAUUCAAACCGAGAUCUCGGCUUCAGAAAGUGAAGAUAAUACCCCAGAGGAGAAAGAAAGCGUAUCAGUACCUCUGUCUCCGAACGCCUGGCAGGAAUUCUGGCCAGGAUAUUCACGCAAAUUAUCGACAAUCUCUGUCACCGAAUCAGUCACUAUGCAGCCUCUCAUUCAACCAGAAGAUGGUGUGCCACCUCCUCCACUGCUGGCCCGUGGCAUAGCCCUAUGCCUUCCAAGCGCCGUCGAUACCGCGUUCACAUAUGAAUUCCGACAAGCUACACUAGGAGCCGCAUGUGCCAACUCAGACUUCGUCUUAGGCUUCAUCAGCUCCGAGCCAUUCUUCACCAACUAUCGCGGAAACAGUCUACUGGACCUAGCAUAUCAAGAUGGAUCUGGAGUAGUGACUAGCACAGCAGGUCGUGACCUCCUUGCCUCCUCCCCUUACAUGGAUAAGCAACACUCACUCGCCCUGUUCUCCCUCCUCCCAAUCGAAUUAUUCUACGGCUUCGACACAGAUCCUAUCCACACUCUGAAUGGUGGUCCGUCACCAGAUGAUCGGCCUGAAAGCGUCAAAAAACUCUUCCACGUUGUUGGCAACGCAUUGAAAUUACGAGAAAUAAGCCGCAAAGAAUACGAAGUCGGCCAAAAGGACGACGAUGGUACUCAUAGUCCUAGUGUUCUACAAGUCCCUUUUGUUAUCUUACCUUGA
This is a messenger RNA of Penicillium taxi, 1230 nucleotides long. RefSeq lists its product as uncharacterized. Gene Ontology annotation, molecular function: orotate phosphoribosyltransferase activity. The transcript has a single exon. Gene Ontology annotation, biological process: UMP biosynthetic process; pyrimidine nucleobase biosynthetic process. The record is from RefSeq and is a predicted model, not a curated record. NCBI's taxonomy places the organism in Eukaryota, Fungi, Ascomycota, Eurotiomycetes, Eurotiales, Aspergillaceae. The coding region runs from base 1 to 1230 and encodes 409 amino acids.